Molecule: messenger RNA, 1332 nt
Organism: Lachancea fermentati
Lineage: Eukaryota; Fungi; Ascomycota; Saccharomycetes; Saccharomycetales; Saccharomycetaceae
Source: the annotation of a GenBank genome assembly
AUGAUCAAAAAUUUGGCUAGACAAACAAGAACAUUCUCCAAAAUGGCAUCGAAAAUUGUUCCAAACAAAACAUUCACAGGAAACACAGGUAAGGACGUAUGGUCAUUGACAAACGAAGCAGCAGCAGUCGCGGCCAAAAAUCCCAAGAACAAAGGAAGAGAAAUUAUUAAUUUGGGCCAAGGGUUUUUCUCGUACUCACCACCCGAGUUCGCAAUUAAAGAAGCUCAAAAAGCGUUGGACGUUCCAUUAACUAACCAGUAUGCCCCUACGAAGGGCCGUCCCUCCUUAAUAAGCUCCCUUCAAAAGCUUUACUCGCCAAUCUACAACACAGAAUUGAAGCCAGAAAACAUACAGGUUACCACCGGUGCUAACGAAGGCAUUUUAUCAUGCUUAGUAGGGCUACUUAACCCUGGUGACGAAGUAAUUGUUUUCGAACCGUUUUUUGAUCAGUAUAUUUCCAACAUUCAGAUUCCUGGUGGAAAGGUUGUUUAUGUUCCUUUGCACCCACCAAAAGAUCUAGAAACAAGAGUGACUGAAGGUACUGAAUGGACAAUCGAUUACGAAGAGCUGCGGGCGGCGAUCACUCCAAAAACCAAAGCUUUGAUUUUGAACACCCCUCACAACCCUAUUGGAAAGGUUUUCACCAAGGAAGAACUUUUGAAGGUGGGCAACAUCUGUGUUGAGAACGGAAUUGCAAUCAUUUCUGAUGAAGUGUACGAAAACUUGUACUUCACCAAGGAAUUUACGAGGAUCGCAACUUUGAGUCCAGAAAUUAGCCAAAUAACCUUAACGAUUGGAUCUGCAGGAAAGAGCUUUGCCGCUACCGGUUGGAGAAUUGGCUGGGUCAUUUCUUUAAAUCCUGAUCUUUUGAAGUUCGCAUCCAUGGCACACACCAGAAUUUGCUUCUCUACCCCAUCUCCAUUGCAAGAAGCUUGUGCGAAUGCAAUUACAAUUGCUAUGGAUAAUGGUUACUACGCAAAGAUGAGAGACGAAUACAUCAAGAAGUUUGAGAUUUUCACAAGCGUCUUUGAUGAGCUUGGUUUGCCGUACACUAAACCAGAGGGCACUUACUUCGUUUUGGUUGAUUUUUCAAAGGUCAAAAUUCCAGAAGACUAUCCAUUUCCAGAUGAUUUGAAAUCUAAAGCCAAAGAUUUCAGAAUCUCCUACUGGUUGAUUAACGAGCUAGGAGUUGUGGCCAUUCCACCAACUGAGUUUUACAUCCCAGAACAUGAGAAGGCAGCAGAAAACCUAUUAAGAUUCGCUGUCUGCAAGAGCGAUGACUAUUUACAAAAGGCUGUUGAUAGAUUGCGUUUAUUGAAGCAAUAUUUAUAG